AUGAAUCAUUCGACAUGCCCUCAACAACUAAAACACCCGCAUCUCCUUAUACUGAUAUUUACCGUUGAAAUGUUUCAGAACAUCUUGAGGGAAAAUUCAGUCUUCUUUUCCUUUAUUUUCAUUCAUACUUUCUUUCGUCUUCUCUUUUCUUUUAUCUCUUUCUAUCUCCUCAUUUUUUCCUAUUAUUUGUCUUUUUCUCUUUCUUUCCUUCUUUCUUUUUAUUACAUUAUAUGUGUCCGUUUUGCCUUUUUCGUUUUCUUAACUUCUUUCCUAGAUUCUUUUUUCUUCUCUUUCGUUUUUUUUUUCUUUUCAUUUGAAUUUUUCCCCCUUUCUUUUUUUCUUUCAUUCAUUCACUCGUUCGUUCUUUCUUUCACUUACAUUAAGCUUUUUUCUUUUCUUUUCUGUUUUUCUUUUCUUUUCUGUUUUUCUUUUCUGUUUUUCUUUUCUGUUUUUCUUUUCUGUUUUUCUUUUCUGUUUUUCUUUUCUGUUUUUCUUUUCUUUUAUUUUCUUUUUUCUUUUCUUUCUUUUUUUCUUUUCUUUUUUCUUUUUUUUCUUUUCUUUUUUCUUUUCUUUAAAAAUGUGUAUCUUUUAAUUCUUUCUUGUUUUUCAUUUUGGCAAACUGUAUACUUUUUUAUCGUUCCUCUUUCUUUUUUUUCUGUCUUUCUUUUCAUUAUCUUUCUUUUUUUUUUUUUAGUCGAUAUUUGUAUUUUUCUUGACUCUUUUUCCUUCCUCCCUUCCUUUGAUACCCCGUUUUUUCGCAUAGACUUGUCAUUUUUUCUUUCUGCAAGUCUUCUUUACUUUCUUCAUUCAUUUUUUCCUUCCUUCUUGACUGGCAACAUAUCGCCCUUAUUAAUGAAGAUACUUUUCGCUCCUGAUUGGCUAAAUAACGACUCUGUCGGAUUUCAAAUCGAUUUACUCUUUUACUAUUUUUUUAUUUUCUUUUAUUCUAUUAAUAAUUUUUCCUUUCUCUUUCUUUUUUACUCUUUCUCUCUUCUUUUGUUCGCUCUCAUUCUUUCAAUUACAUAA
Acanthosepion pharaonis is the source of this 1026-nucleotide messenger RNA. The record is from the annotation of a GenBank genome assembly. Lineage: Eukaryota; Metazoa; Mollusca; Cephalopoda; Sepiida; Sepiidae.